Messenger RNA from Uranotaenia lowii, 2980 nucleotides. It is a transcript of the gene RhoGAP68F, whose product is annotated as rho GTPase-activating protein 68F. Gene Ontology annotation, cellular component: cytoplasm. The coding region runs from base 27 to 1439 and encodes 470 amino acids. NCBI's taxonomy places the organism in Eukaryota, Metazoa, Arthropoda, Insecta, Diptera, Culicidae. Gene Ontology annotation, molecular function: GTPase activator activity. The transcript is spliced from 7 exons. The record is from RefSeq and is a predicted model, not a curated record. Gene Ontology annotation, biological process: small GTPase-mediated signal transduction; negative regulation of endocytic recycling.
GCCCUGGUGCUCACAUAAACCCUGCCAUGCUGGAUACCGGCGAAGAUCCCCAUCCGAGUCUGUCCGAUUGGCACGAUUACGAGCCGAACCUGGAGUUCGACGAUACGGAACUGUCUCAGACCGCGCCGGAACCUGGGGGCACCGUCAUCUUCGAUGAGGACAAUUUUUCCGGUGAGUUUGAAGCAAUCUCCGAGGACGAAAUCAUCAAGACCACCCUUGAUCCGGACAACUACGAAGAACAAUUGAAAAUGAUGGAGCCCGAUGAAACCGCCAUCCGGAAGGAGUUCAAGCGACGGAAAUUUAUUGAAUUCAUCGGCACGGAUAAACACGGACAGCCCAUCAUAGCGAUUUACGCGUGCAGUUUGCCGGAAAGGAAAGACCUCAACACCAAUAUCUUUAUCGAUUUUAUCAUCAAAUCGAUGGAAGAAUUCGUCCAGAACGACUACAUCAUCGCGUACUUCCACCAGGGCAUGAAGGAUAACAGCAAACCGUCGCUGCAAUUUCUCUGGAACUCGUACAAGGAGCUGGACCGCAGCUUCAAGAAGAACCUCAAGAAACUAUACGUGGUGCAUCCAACGACCUUCAUCAAGAUGGUCUGGUUUUUCUUCAAACCCGUAAUCAGUGAGAAGUUCAAAAGCAAACUCAUCUACACGUCCAGCCUGGACGAAUUGAAGCAGUCCCUCGGACUGAACACCCUCAAAGUGCCGGACACCGUAAGGGAAUUCGACGAAAAAAUCAACAACGGCUCCCGGUAUACGCUGCGGGGCAGCAAAACUAGUCUGAAAUCGAGCCGCUCGCUGGAACAGCUGCCGCGGACGAACCAGUUCGGGGCCUCGCUCAAGUUCAUCAUCGAGAACAGUGCCUGCCUGAACUGCAUUCCACCGAUCGUGCGCAAGUGCGUCGAUCACCUGUCGCUGUCUGAUGUGAUCGAUACCGAGGGUAUCUUCCGGCGGUCCGGCAACUACUCCCGGAUCAAGGAGCUGAGGGAGAAGGUUAAUCACGGGGAUGAGGUGAAUCUUUCGGACGAAGAUACGCACGUGGUGGCGGCCCUACUGAAAACAUUCCUACGUGAGCUGGAGGAACCUCUGCUCACCUAUGAGCUGUACGAGGACAUUGUACAGUUCGCCGAGUGGACGACGGAAGAGCAGCGAUCGCGGAACGUCAAACAGAUCCUGCGCGAAAAGCUGCCGGAGGAGAACUACGAGCUGUUCAAGUAUCUGAUCGAGUUUCUUGGCAAAAUUAUGGAGCGGAAGGAUUUCAACAAAAUGACCUCGUCCAAUCUGGCCAUAGUGUUCGGCCCGAAUCUGAUCUGGCCCAAACAGGCGCAGAUGUCACUGGACGAAAUCGGCCCGAUCAAUGCGUUCAUCGAUUACGUCCUGCAGCACCAGGACGAUAUCUACUUUGUGGACAUUAACAAAAAGGACGGCGCGUACGAUUAACAGCGGUUGAUCUAAUCGAUUCGCAUGUGGUUGUUGGUUGUUGAUACAAUUUCCAUUAGUUUUUUUUGGCGAUUAUGUUAGAGAAAAGUGAGUGAGUGAUAGUGCAUUUCAGGUUUUUCCUUUUCAAGCGAUGAAACAAUAGUGAGAUGCGUUUACGAUCAAGAAGAAAGUUUUAUGUGAUUUGAGCACAAGUUGAACAUUUUAUAUGGUCUGUUUAGAGAUUAGGUUCAAAGCUGAAUAAAACAACUGUUAAGAGUACCUCUUUUUGUUUAAGGAAAUACUAAACACGAAACAUUCUUUCAUAAUGUAGUGUGAUUUUAUGAGUAAUAUUUUAAAUUAGUUAAACGUUUGAUACAACAAAGACAUCGGCGAAUACGAUUAUGUAUUAGGAGAAAUUUAGGGAGGACUCCUAGCAAUGGGGAUGAAGGAGGUGUUUUGCUGAAAUCGGGCGUUGCACAACGAUAGUCAUUACCGGGCAGUGUAGAGCGUAGUUUCUGAAGUGGAUUAAAACCAAAGAAAAAUGACUGUUGAAUCCAAUAAAUCAGUAUAACCCUGAAGCGGAAAAAAUCAGAAUUGGUGCUUCACGACAUUACGAUGCAUAUAAAAAUAAAAAUAUCUCUGGAAUAGUAAAGAUAAUCGAACCGUCAAAAAUCAUACCUCAGGCAUUCCCCCUGAUUAUCCCUCAAACCAAACACAUCACAGUAAAUUCAUGGCCGAUUAGUCAGACGAGAAAAAACAAUAGAGCUGAUGUUUGUGCCAAAAAAGGCUACUAAACGAUCCAAUUAUUACAAACACAAAAACGAAUAUCGUAACUGAUCCACUAAAUAAUCAAUAAAAAUAAUCGAUUUUAGUCGUGAUUUUAAAUACCCUUAAAACAAUACUAAACUUAGUUAAGGUUAGGAAGAAACCAAACGUACACAAAAUAUCAAGUCAAAAAAAUCAUCAAAAAUCAAACCACUACUGGAGCUAAUCCAACGAUGUUUUUAACAACAACAAAAAAGUCCACACCAGUCAUUAGAACCAUAGUGUAUAAAAGAAAAUCACAGUACUGCUAUUAGUAGUAGGAAAGGAAAACUCACGCGGUGAAACCGAGAAAUUAACAAAAAACAAAAAACACUAGUAGCAAGGUUUAGUUUACUCAAUAAAGGCACAGAAAUCGUAAUACGCUUUUUGAUACAGCAAAGGUGAAAAGAUGGGGUCAAAGAUAGUGAGAGAUGCAAUUUACGUACUAAGUUGCCUGUACAGUAAUGUUGAAAAGAGUUGUUUCAGAUUUUAAGGAAUUUUGUUGCGCGUGUGCAAAUGUGUGGACACCGGAAUCAAGUGUACUAUAGAGAAAUGCGGAAGCUGUGAGGUUUUGUUUUCCGAGUUUGCAAUAGGUUUAUUAGCAAUAUGAAUGUGAUGGAUGGAAUAAUCUUAAUCCUGUUGUACAGAGUCUAACGAUAAUGAUUUGUAAAUAAUACUAACAGUUCCGGAAGGCAGAGGAAGAGACGGAAAAUCAUAAAAGUCAAUUGAUAGGUCAAAAUAAAAUUAAAAACAUUGAA